UGUUGUCUAUCUGCCAUAGAUCAUGAAGUUUAUCCUAAAAUUCAAUAACUGCCUCUGACCCUUCUCUUUCAAAUUCACCAGCCUAGCUCAUAGUUUCUUUACCAUUCUUCAGCAUUCUCUUCCCUCACCAUUGUGGCCUAAACCCAUUGUUCUCCCCCCUCUCCAAAAUGGGGGGCCAAAAUUCAAAGCCCACCCCAGAAGCCGAAGCCAUGCCUCCUAGAAUACGUCCACUCCUACUGCGAAAGUAUGAGGAGAUCAGAAACCGGAUAAGGUCAAGAAGACUAAGACCUGAUGCUGCUCUCUCCAAGAAACAACUACUUAAGCCUGAGGAUAAUGAAGAGUUUCAGUCGUUACAACCUUCGCCUGAAAAUAGUUUAGUAUCUCCAAAGGUACAAACAAUACCGGAGAAGAAUAGUUCAAAAGUUGCACCAGUUUUGCUAGAUCAUAAUGAGAUUAAGGACCAAAAAAAUAAGGAGGAAAAUAAAUUAGAGAACAGCAUUGAAGAACAUAAAGAGAAAGAAAGUGGGAAAGAGGCAAAGGUUGUGCCUGUGUACAUAGGAGGGGUUUUUACACUGGAGCAAGCCGCAGAUGGAGAGGAAGAGAAUGAAGAUCAUGAAGAUAUGCGGAGUAUCAACUACCAAAUGUUUAUGUGUCCUUCAUCGCCAAGUUUCCGAGUUUAUUGCCAAGAACCAAUGGAAUUUGAAAAGGAAUUGGAAAAGGAAACUGACAAGGAUGCAAGUAAAUAUGACAAAACUUACAGCACAGUUGAGGAUAUCAACCACAAAAAAACGGAUAGUACCGACAGCAGCGUUGAUAGCAUAGCUGAUAAGAAUGAAGGCCAGGACACCAAAACACAGAAGAAAGCAAGGAGAAGAAGAAUGAAAAAUCCAUUCCAAAUGGGAGGACCAGCAGACUGUUCUGUAAAGAAUCUGUUGAAUGUUAGAGGUUGCACUGGCCACGACAGAGCCACCCUUCUUGCUGAGAAAUCUGCAGCUACGUGAUUAUGAUGGGAACAGUUAGCUUGAGAAUUGAGAUACAUUGUUGACCCAUUACCUGAUAGCUUCAGCUUUUAGGAGUUUAGUGGUUGUCUAACAUGGUAUCACAUCUCUGAUUCCAAAAGUUCCUCGACUUAAAACCCCCCAACUUUGUCCCCCACUGGUCAACUUAUCAUGUUAACCUGAAGGGUGGGACUGCAUGCAUGGUUACUGUGCAGAAUCGGGAGGUGCACAAAGAAAGGCGUUAGCAUGAGUGCUGUUUAAGAUGGAGGAACAAGAAUAGCGAUAGUAUUCUCAGAUUUCUCUUUCCAUCUCUAGUGUUGUACUUUCUCUGCCAUUUGGAUUUUCUUUUCCUUUAAAUUACGACUCAUAAGUCGAGUCCUUUUGCAAAGGUAGGAAGUUUAUCAGAUAAAAAAUGUGUCAUAAUGUAAUCAGAAAAUGCAUUAUGAAUACAUUUCACA
This is a messenger RNA of Rosa chinensis, 1456 nucleotides long. RefSeq lists its product as uncharacterized. Lineage: Eukaryota; Viridiplantae; Streptophyta; Magnoliopsida; Rosales; Rosaceae. The coding region runs from base 168 to 1001 and encodes 277 amino acids. The record is from RefSeq and is a predicted model, not a curated record. The transcript is spliced from 3 exons.